CAGAGGGCGCUCCCUUAGUUGCAAAUCUCUAUGAAAAAAAAAUCCCUGAAAGAACUAUAUUAUUUUCUUCCGAUGGUGAGCCGCCUUUUUUCCGUUCUUUUUCUUUCUUUUUUUUCUCUCCUCUCCCCUUUUUGGCAAACGGAGGACAGGAAAAGAAGACAAAGAGGAGGAAGUAGAAAAACAACGAUGGAGACCCAGCAGGGAGAAUGAUGAGCAGACGAGGACUCAGAUAAAAAGAGAGAGGGGAGAGAUAGAGAGGAAUAUUGACACAAAUUGACGGAAGGAGACCGAUUGAUGGAGAAGCAGGCAUGGAGAGGCGGGUGGCUAGAUGGAUGACAGAGUGACGCAUAUAUUUCUAGCACCAGGAUCGGAGCAGUGAGCAAAAGAAGAUAGAGGGGGUCAGGCAGAUAAACAGGUCGAGAAAGAAAGAAAAAGAAAAAGGGAGACAUGGGAUAAAGAGAACCAAAGAGCAUAAGCGAAAGGUAGCAACCCGGGUAGAAAGCUCUGGAUUUUCUUCUCCAUCCAUCUCUCCACACGACACAACUCUCCAAACUUGUUUCCUGAUGUCGGGACGUGCGGUUCGAGCUGAGACGCGGAGCCGGGCAAAAGAUGACAUCAAGAAAGUGAUGGCAGCAAUCGAACAUGUCCGCAGAUGGGAAAAACGAUGGGUGACUGUUGGGGAUACAUCUCUCCGAAUCUACAAGUGGGUACCGAUUGUGGAUCCCCGGGAUGAGGAGAAAAGGCGGCUGGCAGGCAGCAGCGAGCAGCAGAGGACCAAAGACAGGAGAUCCCAGCUACCCAGCCUGCGGAACAACCCUGCUCUACUCAUGUUGGACCUCAAUGAUGAGAACAGCAACCAGAGCUCUCUUUCGGAGACCUCCCUACUGAAAGGGGGAGACACCAGUCCCACCCCCACCCCGGACCGCAGCCAAACUGUAACUCCCACCCUGUUAGGGGAGUUAAAAGCCGAAGACUCACAACCCCCUUUGCUGGGGCAAGAAGGAGAUUCUGGGGUGCUUCUUCUUGAGGGAACAGACGAACCCCCCAUGCUAACCAAAGAAGAGCCUGAUCCUAAGAUAGCAGAUUCCCAGGCACCAGAGACCGCAGGCCUUACGGAGCCCAAGAAGCCCUGUGAAGAGAUGAGCCCUGAGGCAGAUGAGUUGCCAUCGCUGGGAGCUCCGCCACUGAAGCGUAUCCGCACUGAGGCACGAGAUUCGGAGUCCAGCCAACCCUCGGAAGCUUAAGCUGAGGCCUGCUUCUGCCCUCCUCACCUCUUUUGAUAGGGUGUGUGUGUUUGGGGAAAUGGGGACGAGGACUGGGCGGCACUUGCUGGGAAGAAUAGAUUGCUAGUAAAAUGUGGUGCAGGACAGCCCACACCUGCCCCUCCUCCCCAGACAUCUGGGGACUGUCACCAUUUCACUGCCCUCGCUGCUGGCACAGUGCCAUCAUAAGGCUCAGGUAGGUGAAUAAACAUGGCAGCGCUGUUGGAGACAGAGAGGCGGCCAUGUUUGUUUACAUACGGCAGCCAUUUUUUGUGUUUUUUUUUAAAAAACGUACUGCAUGCAUGAUUUGCAGUAUUAAAAGGGAACAUGGCAGUGGGAAGGGAAGCACAAGCGGCUUAGCCACCUUUAGCACCGUUUUUCUUGGGAGAAAAGCGGGGUACAAAUCAAAUGCCGUAUGAAGCAGAGGCAGGUGCAGGGACAUUGGUGGUGAGGAGGCAAUGGUCAUGUCGGCUUAGCCUAACUAAUGUGUCAUAUGGGGCACAGUACCUAUUAAGGAAAUGAAAAUUACACUCUCUAAUAGGGAGACGUAAGCACACUUGCCAGAAGAAAAAGGAUCAAAGGGAUGUUAAACACACACACCAGGAAAAUCAAAAGGCUCUCAGGUUCUAUUUUUCCAACCUAGAGUGGAAGAGCAUCCAGUGCAUACAAGUCUGCGUCCACCCCAAAUCCCAAUUUUGCAACCAGGAAACUCACAUCCUGCGAAUCCAGCGAAACAUGCCAAUUAAGUUUACUUCGUUUUGCCUGGUUUUAUUGCUUUUGUGACUCUGACAAGAGUGGAGAGGGACGUGGACGUGUUUUUGGGAUUGUCUUCAGAAUCCUAUGGACCAGGAACUUACUUUAAAAAUAAAUAAGCUACAGUGUCUUAGGAUGCCAAAUCCCGUCCUGGUUUGCAGGCACACGGGAUACAUGCAGCCCUGAAUAGGUGAAGGAUCAGUCGUUAAUAGCUAAAAUGAGUCCUGGAGGUAAAGCCGACACCAAAGUUAUACGCUCUGUCCUAAAAGCUCUUUUGUCUAAUCCUAGAUAUGUGAGGUCUGCUUUUGGCUAUUUUGUUAAGACCGGGCAAGUCACUAUGCAUGCUCAGAAGUAUUUUCUGUACUAUUGUUACUUCAUGUAUUUGAGCUUACUGCCUUGGAACUGAAACAUUCUAGAGCUACAAUCGUGUAGGUUCUGGCUCUAAGUAAUCCCUGUCAGAAAAAAGAGAAACGGGUUCUCAGGAUGCAAAUUAUUUAUUUUCACGAAGCCCGAUGUGUUUCGACUUGUCCUUUAUUCAAAGGUUGCCAUAGAUUAUCACAGGAAACAGUUAUUUUGCUAGAGGAAAUUCUGCAGAUACUAUCUUCUAACAACCUUUUGAGGAAGGCCUUUGAAUAAAGUACAGGCCGAAACAUGUCGGGCUUCAUGAAAAUAAAUAAUUUGCAUCCUGAGAACCUGUUUCUCUUUUUUCUGACCUGUUUUGGAUGCUCUCCUCUUGAUUUUGGUUCUAAGUAACACCUAGCAAAGGAGCAGGUGGAUCUUGAAUUCUACUCUAGGAGGGGAAGGAAGCCUCAUCUGUAGAGAUAGGAAGCAAGAAUGAGAAGUUUCUGGCCCAUAUAUCUUGGGUGGCACCAGUCUUUGUAGGCAUAGAGUCUGCUAGGUUGACCACUGAGGGUCGGGACCACUGAGUUCCGUCCCCAGAUCUGGAUGGAGAAUUUGAGGAAAACAAGAGGCAAAGCACAAGGAAUCUAUCAGUGCUGUAGGUGGGGUAGAGAAUUAAUCUGGGCUGUGGAUUCUGUGGUGUAUAUACAUACAUUUUUCAUUAUAGCGUUUGCUAUUCGACAGCAAGCUUUGUGAUUCCGCAGCACCAUGCCUGACACGAAAUGUUGUUAGCUUUCUUUACCGCUGACUGAGCUUUGGCAGUACUUUCUGUCCCUUCUCUCCACUUCCCAAUCAUUCCAUUAAGAUGGAACUUUGGGUACCAUAAAGACACGGCAAUAUCCUUCGUACCUGUCUUAUCCUUCGUACCUGCCUGAAGACAUGUGUCGUAUAAUAAUAGUUUGUAGGCAUCCAUGACAUCACAGCUGAUAAUCAAAAUGAAUAGCAAUGUCACAAGAUGCAGGGUUGUUUUUUGUUUACAAGCUUUGAUGUGUUCAGUAACCAGUCUUUAAAACCGUUCCUUAUUAUUUUUGCUCUAAAAUGACUCCCUUGCGGCGCCUGCUUCCUCCUUUGCCUGUUUCUCGGUGGAAUAAGAGUUCUGAAGAGCACUAAUUGCUUGAUCGAUGUAACCAAACACCUCUCCAAGUAGUAUAAGGCCUCAUUGAUUUAACUGUAUACGUAAAGUACAAGAUCGUUUCAAGAAGUGUACUGAGAUUCAAGUGAAGACUGUCCAUGCUACUCUGCUAGCUCGGUAUUUUUUUCCUGAGGCAGGAGGCCCAGCUGUCAGGACAGGUGUAGCCGGCAUUACUCUCUCCCAACCUGAGCUGUUCUGAAAUCCUUGGCCAUCUUUCCUUGCUAGCGUUCUUCAUCCAUCCAGGUGGGAAUUGCUGUCUUUUUGGUGUGCACACAAGCCAUUCGCGCCCAAUUUACCUUUUCUUUCAAGUCCAGUCCUCGAUCUAAUUUCUCCGUAAGAUGCAGGUUUCAAGUGGUGUGUGUCAUUAGAAAUCCCAUAGAUGACAUUGGGCGUGUUCAGAAGACACCUGAAACCAUGGCUUUAACCACGGUGAAUAAGGCCUUUUGCUUUAUUCACCGUAGUUAAAACCAUGGUUUCAGGUGUCUUCUGAACACGGCCAUUGACCCAAUUCAGCUCUUAAAAGCAGAACUGGAGGGGAGGGGGGGGGGCUACCAUUGGGCAAGGUGAGGUUGUCCACCCCGCUCAGCUGACAGAUUUCAGGAUAUCAUUAAAGAGCAGCAAAACGUCAAUGCUUUACUUAAUUGUUAUGUUUUUACUACAAGGGGAAAGGGGAAUGACAAUUGCUUUUUGAAUUCCCUGCUUCAGUCAUUAAGAACCUCACCCUCGUGGGUAGGCUAGUAACAAAUGAACAACACAGCAUAAGGAAAUCGAAUAUGAAAAGAGGGAGCAAUGCUACCAGUGGAGUCCAAGUCUGAGAGUUAAGUCCCCUAGCUGAUUUCAUUCAAAAUGAGUGCAGGUAAGUCUUGUUGGCUUUGUGAGGGUUUCAGAACGGCAUUUCUGAACCUUGCUAUGUUUAAAGUGGGAACACUUGCCAGUCUUUUCUGGAAGGGCAGACCCGCCUUAACAGCUUUAUUAACUAAGCCCCUUCACUGCUGGCCCAAGCUGUUUUAUGGCCUGAGGCAGAACCCCCAAAGUGGUGUCCCUUCAGCCUGCCAGGGCCAACAUUUUAAGAUGUCUUGGUGCACCAUUCUGACACCCGUUCUUGCCUUCAGCAAUCCCCACGCCCAUCCCCCCUGAAGCACUUCACCCUGUUAUGUGGCAGAGUCAAGCCUGGAAAUUGAACAUUCACGUCAGCUGGGUCUUAGGAACUCACCAGGACAUGGUGGGGUGGAUGGAGGUGGAGUUCAACGUCUGAGGGAGGAAAAGGGGGAAAAAAAGGGUUCUUUCCUGAAAGAUAAACACGGGACAAACAAGCACAUAUGGAAUUACGUACUGAGGUGGCUGUCCAACCUUCUUCCUCUUAAGGAUGGCCAAGGCAUUUUCUCUGCAUUAGGUAUGACAUGCUUCAAACGCCUCAACAAAUGGCACCAAUCCUGAGCGGAGACUGCUGCGUGUGACAAGGCCCAUUUGCACGCCCCUGGCAUCAGUUAACACGGCCCAUUGUGGGUUUGCCUCAAGGAGGACAGACAAUUACUGUAUGUCUUGUCACACACGGUAUUUGCACAAUUUCUCACAUGGAUAUGCUAUUCCGCGUGGGAGCUUUUCAAUAUUUGAUGUAGGCCCGAAGACAUUAGUUCAUGGUGAAGCACCUAAUAGAAGAAGGAAGUAUGCCAUUGUUUAUUUUAGCAAUAAUGUAUUAAGAGUGUUUCCCCCCGUUAUACCCAGUGUUUUAUAAGCAGUAUUUUUGGUUUUGAUUUUACAUUGUAAUUUUCCUAGUCUAUAAAAUAUAUUCCUCAU
Molecule: messenger RNA, 5343 nt
Organism: Elgaria multicarinata webbii
Lineage: Eukaryota; Metazoa; Chordata; Lepidosauria; Squamata; Anguidae
Gene: BCL7C
Product: BAF chromatin remodeling complex subunit BCL7C
Exons: 6
Coding region: 564-1244 (226 amino acids)
Source: RefSeq, a predicted model, not a curated record